CCGGCGCGCGCUGUUUCCGGAAGUCGCCGCCGCGGUCGGGGCUGCCGCCGCGGGCGCCGCGCGACUCGCCGAGCGGAACGGCUGAGGCGGGCCCGGGCCGGGCCACGCGGCGGGAUGGAGAUCAUUCGGAGCAAUUUUAAGAGUAACCUUCCCAAAGUGUACCAGGCCAUAGAGGAGGCGGACUUCUUCGCCAUCGAUGGGGAGUUUUCAGGAAUCAGUGACGGACCUUCAGUCACUGCAUUAACAAAUGGUUUUGACACUCCAGAAGAAAGGUAUCAGAAGCUCAAAAAGCAUUCCAUGGACUUCUUGCUGUUUCAGUUUGGCCUUUGCACUUUUAAAUAUGACCACGCAGAUUCAAAGUAUGUAACAAAAUCAUUCAACUUCUACGUUUUCCCGAAGCCCUUCAACAGAUCCUCACCAGAUGUCAAAUUUGUUUGCCAGAGCUCAAGCAUUGACUUUCUGGCGAGCCAAGGCUUUGAUUUUAACAAAGUUUUUCGCAAUGGAAUUCCGUAUUUAAAUCAGGAGGAAGAAAGGCAGUUACGAGAGCAGUACGAUGAGAAGCGCUUACAGUCCAAUGGUGCAGGAGCUCUCUCCUACGUUUCUCCUAACGCUUCCAAAUGUCCCGUAACGAUUCCUGAGGAUCAGAAGAAGUUCAUUAACCAAGUGGUGGAGAAAAUUGAAAAUUUGUUGCAGAAUGAAGAAAACAAGAACUUAGAUUUAGAGCCGUGUACUGGGUUCCAGAGAAAGCUGAUCUACCAGACUUUGAGCUGGAAGUACCCCAAGGGCAUUCAUGUUGAGACUCUAGAAACAGAAAAGAAAGAACGGUACAUCGUUAUCAGCAAAGUCGACGAAGAAGAGCGGAAAAGGAGGGAGCAGCAGAAACAGGCCAAAGAGCAGGAGGAGCUGAAUGAUGCUGUGGGGUUUUCUAGAGUCGUCCAUGCCAUAGCUAACUCGGGAAAGCUGGUCAUCGGACACAACAUGCUCCUGGACGUCAUGCACACGGUCCAUCAGUUCUACUGCCCGCUGCCCACGGACUUAAACGAGUUUAAGGAGAUGACGACGUGUGUUUUCCCCAGACUCUUGGAUACGAAGUUGAUGGCCAGCACACAGCCGUUUAAGGACAUCAUCAACAAUACUUCCCUCGCGGAAUUAGAGAAGCGGUUAAAAGAGACGCCUUUCAGCCCUCCUAAAGUUGAAAGCGCAGAAGGUUUUCCGAGCUACGACACGGCAUCAGAGCAGCUGCACGAGGCCGGCUACGACGCUUACAUCACGGGGCUGUGCUUCAUCACCAUGGCCGACUACCUUGGUUCCUUCCUUAGUCCUCCAAAAAUUCAUGUGUCUGCCAAAUCAAAGCUCAUUGAACCUUUUUUUAACAAGUUAUUUCUUAUGAGAGUCAUGGAUAUCCCCUACCUAAACUUGGAAGGACCGGACUUGCAGCCCAAACGCGAUCAUGUUCUGCACGUGACCUUCCCCAAAGAGUGGAAAACCAGUGAUCUGUACCAGCUCUUCAGUGCCUUUGGUAACAUUCAGAUCUCCUGGAUUGAUGACACGUCAGCGUUUGUUUCUCUCAGCCAGCCUGACCAAGUACAAAUCGCCGUGAACACCAGCAGAUACGCCGAGAGCUACCGGAUCCAGACUUACGCCGACUACGUGGGCAAGAAGCAGGAGGAGAAGCAGGGCAAGAGGAAGUGGGCCGAGGACGGCUGGAAGGAGGUGGAGCGCAAGCGCCUGCACACGCAGUGCAUGUCCUUUGCCCUGCAGAACCACGUGUACCGUGCCGGCAGCCUCAGCGCGCCCGGCUCGGGGGGAAAGAGGACCAUGAGUCCCAGCCCGACCGAGGAGGACCCGGAGGCCAGGGUCUCGGAGCUCUCGGACGCCGACCCGGAGCCGACAGAGGCCAGCGCAGAGGCGCUCUCGGAGGGCAGGAAGAAGGCCAAGAAGCUGAAGAGGAUGAAGAAGGACCUGUCUCCGCCAGGAAGCUUCUCGGACGGCUCCGCCACCCUCUUUGAAGUCCCUGACACGUGGUAACCGAGACCCGCGGGAACCCAGUGGCUGGCGCUGCCGCUGUGCCACCCCGGAGGAGGAGGCCGGCCGGCACGCGGGGGAGGCGUCUCCCGGGAACAUCGCCCCUUUGGACUGGCGUGGCUGUGUCUCUCCUCCUUCUUGAUGUUAAACUGUCUGCUUGUCCCCGGCCUGGACAUGAGCCGGGAGCCGGUGGCCCGUGUCUCCCUCCCGAGACGCCGUUCCCGUCACUGACCCCCGUGUGCACGCAGCCGCCCGAUGGAAACACACAGAGCCGAGUGUGGGCCAGAGAGAGGGAGGCAGUCCAGGUGGCGAGCCCAGAUGACAUCCCCGGUGACGCCUGGUCCCCCCGAGCCCCGCCAGGAGUGACCCCUGAGCACAGGGCUGCCUCCACGCACUGCCAGUGUUGCCCCCCCUCCCCUCGUUUCCUUCCCCCCGCCCCCAAGCAAAAGGCUCCUCUUCAAAAGGAAACGACAGAACGCUGACCUCCCUGGGUGCCGCCAGCCCAGUGCUGUGCUGGACUGUGCAGGGUGGGGGCGCCCCCACCUUCUGGGGCCCACGGCCCCCGCUGUGUCUGCCCAUCUCAGCAUCGAACUGGUUUGCCGCUAGGAAACUGCCUGCCCAGAUUCCCCCCCUAGAGGGACUGAACCUUGGCCUCCGCCCAGCUGGGGCCUGGAGAGCCGCUUCCCUUGGGAGGGUUGGGGGCGUUCCCAUACCAGCAUGUGGGGCUAUACACGCCGCGUUCUGUACCCCACCCCCCCUUCCGGACCCCCAGCACUGUCUGACCCUCCAUCAUGCCAUUGGCCGGGCCCUGUGUCUCCCAAGCGGUUGGGGACAGAUGAGCAUCCUGGCCCUGUCCCAGUCGAAAAUCAUUCGUGUCCCUGUUACCCCGACACACAAACACACGCACACAUACACACACAGCAGAGUUCCAGCUUCACAGAGAUCAUUGUUAGCUAUUUAACAUUUUUGUAUCAUGAAAUUAAAAAUCUAAAAAUGAAAGCUGUAUUUCCCAAAGAGGAAAAUUAAAGACAUUUUCAUAGGA
Sorex araneus (European shrew) is the source of this 3067-nucleotide messenger RNA. It is a transcript of the gene PARN, whose product is annotated as poly(A)-specific ribonuclease. Gene Ontology annotation, cellular component: cytoplasm; nucleus. Bases 115 to 2028 code for a protein of 637 amino acids. Gene Ontology annotation, molecular function: metal ion binding; RNA binding; poly(A)-specific ribonuclease activity. Gene Ontology annotation, biological process: nuclear-transcribed mRNA poly(A) tail shortening. The record is from RefSeq and is a predicted model, not a curated record. NCBI's taxonomy places the organism in Eukaryota, Metazoa, Chordata, Mammalia, Eulipotyphla, Soricidae. The transcript has 24 exons.